AUGGCGGUACCCGGCGCCCACGAGUUCCACUGGCAGAGCCUGGCGCGGCUGCCCAGCGGGCGGGUCUACCACACCCUGUCUGACGUGGGGGGGCAGAUGUACAUGCUGGGGGGCUGCGACGCGGCGGGGCGGCCCUGCCCGACGCUGGAGCUCUACUCCCCCGAGGGGGACCGCUGGGUCGGCCUGCCCCCCAUGCCCACCCCUCGGGCCGGCGCCGCCGUGGCGGUGCUCGGGAAGCAGAUCCUGGUGGUGGGCGGCGUGGGCGAGGACCAGAGCCCCCUGAAGGUGGUGGAGAUGUACAACACGGAGGAGGGCAGGUGGCGGAAGAGGAGCGCCCUGCGGGAGGCGCUGAUGGGCGUCUGCAUCACCGUCAAAGGUGGCCGCGCCCUGGCGGUGGGGGGAAUGGGGGCUGACCUGCUCCCUCGUAGCGUCCUGCAGCAGUACGACCUGCGGAAGGACGUGUGGGCGCUGCUCCCUCCCAUGCCGACGCCGCGCUACGACGCCAACGCUCAUCUGCUGGGCAACAGGCUCUACGUGGCAGGCGGACGUCACUGCAAGCGUCCGGUGAAGGCCUUCGAGGCGUACGACACCGAGUCCCGCUCCUGGACCACGCUCCCCCUGAUGCCCUGCAAGCGCUCGUACGGCGGCGUGAUCUGGGACCCGAGCGGGAGGCUGUGCCUGCUGGGAGGACUGCGGCAGGGCGGAGGACACCACAGCUCCAAGUUCACCAAGAACGUCAACAUUUUCGACACCAACCAAGGCGUCUGGCUGAAGUCGGAGGAGACGGUGGCGAUGAAAACAAAGAGAGCUGACUUCGCCGCCGCCUUCCUGCGCGGCCGCAUGGUGGUCGCCGGGGGACUCGGUCACGAGCCCUCGGCUCUGGACACGGUGGAGGCUUUUCACCCUCAGAGGAAGAAGUGGGAGAAGCUGGCUCCUAUGACCUUCCCCAGAUGCUCCGCCUCCUCCAUUAUCAUCAGAGAUCGCCUCCUGGUGGUGGGAGGAGUCAACCAGGUUCCCAGCUCGGCUCACGAGAUCCUCUACGUCAAAGAGGAGGAGUAUCUGUAGCCGGAGCGACCGACGGCGAGACCAACGCAGCACAGCAGCGCUCCCUCCUCUGUCGA
Messenger RNA from Salarias fasciatus (jewelled blenny), 1121 nucleotides. RefSeq names its product kelch domain containing 8A (gene klhdc8a). The record is from RefSeq and is a predicted model, not a curated record. Gene Ontology annotation, molecular function: protein binding. Bases 1 to 1065 code for a protein of 354 amino acids. Lineage: Eukaryota; Metazoa; Chordata; Actinopteri; Blenniiformes; Blenniidae. The transcript has 7 exons.